AUGAAUGCGCUCAUCCUCGCAGCGGGAUACGGCACGAGACUACAGAGAGAUUUAGAGAAUGACUCCAGUGGAAAAUAUGAACAGCUCAAGGGAUUGCCGAAAGCACUGCUGCCCAUCGGCGGCCAGGCACUGAUAUCUCGCUGGGUCGAGCUCUUAUCGCCCCUUGAACGGCUGAAAAAAGUUGUUGUUCUAUCGAACGAUAAAUACUUUGGUCAAUUCGCCCAGUGGAAAGAGAAAAACAACUUUGCAAAAGUGGAAGUACUCAGUGAUGGAACAAAAUCAAACGAGAGUCGGCUAGGCGCGAUCGGUUCAAUCCAGUACGCCAUUCGCGCGGGCAAGCUUGAAGAGGAGCCCCUUCUCGUCAUUGGCGGAGACACUUUGUUGGAUGUCAACUUUGACAUGGUUGAAUUCCUAGAGAAGGCUGAGACGAAUUGCCAGUUGCGAGCAUAUGUGACAGCGUAUAAAAUUGGAGAGCUGGAGACAACGAAGUAUGGCAUCCUAGAGACAGAUUCGACAGGAAUCGUGACAGGAUUCAAAGAGAAACCGGCGCCCGAAGAAACAACCUCGCGAAUAGCCUGUCCUUGCUUCUAUUAUUUCAAAAGCGAUGUAUUUGUUUUGAUUUCCGACUUUCUCAGGGAGAAGCGCGACGCUGUUCUGGCAGAGCGCGAUGCAACCGGCCUACUGCUCCGAUAUUUAUACGAUAAGAUGGAGCAGUAUAAAUUUUACAAUCGAAUCGGAGAAGGUGCUCAUGGGGUGGUCUACUUGGGACAGGCGGUGCGGACAGGCGAGAAAGUGGCACUGAAGAAAAUUCCAAUUUCUGAGAAGAAACUCAAUGCCGGAUUACCCAAAGAGCUGAUCAGAGAGAUCCAAGCAAUGCGCCAAACGACCCGUCUCCCGGAGAUUGAUUACGACGAUGAUUAUCCAGAAGAAGAGAUCCGUGGCGCGCAGCACGUGUUAAAAUUACGCGAUGUUUUUGCGGCCGGAAGUGCCGUUGUUUUGGCUACUGAUCUGAUGGAAGGUGACUUGGGCGAUAUAAUCCGAAGUGCUGAACGAAUGCGGCCAGAGAUCGCGAAAACAUACGCCAGGCAAAUGCUGGAGGGCGUAGCGUAUAUUCAUUCAAAAAACAUUCUGCACAGAGAUUUGAAACCGUCAAACAUGUUGAUCGACAACAAGGGACAGCUGAAAAUUGGCGACUUUGGACAAGCUCGAAUUUACGAAAAAGAGUGUCCAAUGUCCCACAAAGUGGCAACCCGAUGGUAUCGCGCGCCUGAGCUGCUGUACGGCGCACAUCGCUACGACUUUGGGGUCGAUUUAUGGGCCGUCGGGUGCAUAAUUGGCGAGCUCUUUCUCUUCUCGCCGCUCUUCCCCGGUCAGUCCGACAUCGAGCAGCUCUACAUUGUUGUGCAAACGUUGGGGACGCCAACUGACGAGACCUGGCCCGGGCGAAAGUCGCUGCCCGACUACGCCAAGAUUGUUUUUCACGAAACGAAAGGAAAAGAUAUCGGCGAGAUACUCGCCAAAGCGCCAGAUUACACAGCUGACCUGGUCAAGUCGUUUCUGGUUUAUGAUUCAACCCAGAGAUUACCCGCCGCCGAAAGCCUCCGCCAUCACUUUUUCAAAGCUUCCCCACUGCCCGCUCGUAAAGAAGAGCUCUCGCCGCCUAAACAGGACCCGCGGAAAUUUGACGACUUCUCUUCCAACGAAUCGUCGAUUAGCAACAGUUUAUCGGAAUUUAUGAAUUGCAACAGCUGA
This is a messenger RNA of Oikopleura dioica, 1752 nucleotides long. NCBI's taxonomy places the organism in Eukaryota, Metazoa, Chordata, Appendicularia, Copelata, Oikopleuridae. The record is from the annotation of a GenBank genome assembly.